AUGGAUUUGGUGCUCAGCGACGACGACAAGUGGGACUUUUUCGGAUGGGUAUACAUGUUUGAGUGGGCCGAAGUGUCUCCGGAAGUGGUGUCGUUUGAAGGCGACAAUGGGAUAUUCGCCCUCGUGUCGGACAAGUCGGCCCCCCUAAUUUAUGAAGCGCAGGAUUUGGAGGCCAUCAUGAGUGUCAUCCUCGUGAUUGUGGGGCUCCUCAUGACCGCGUAUACAGCGCUGCUGCGGGGUCGCAUCGUCGGUCGCAACCUUUUUCGGUUCAAUUGCAAUGUCGGGGCCAUGUGGCUCGGCCGGCCAUUCCUCAUGAUCCGUGGAAUGAUGGCCAUCGUGAUUCUCAGCACCACCCUAUCCGAGUGA
Messenger RNA from Aphanomyces astaci, 366 nucleotides. RefSeq lists its product as hypothetical. NCBI's taxonomy places the organism in Eukaryota, Oomycota, Saprolegniomycetes, Saprolegniales, Verrucalvaceae. The record is from RefSeq and is a predicted model, not a curated record. The transcript is spliced from 2 exons. The coding region runs from base 1 to 366 and encodes 121 amino acids.